UUUCACAUUUAAAAACCAAGGACAAUUUCAGAACAAAAACAAAAAAACUCUGAAACUUGAUUGAGCAGCCACACUGUACACGUGGUGCGGGUAGUGCGGCUACCCGCACCUAAGAAUUAGUCAUAAAUAGAAACAUGUGAUUUCCUUCCGUCGUUGGGUACCACCGUACCAACUCUGCUUUUUCGAAACAAUUAUUGGUACCAUGUUACUGCCCACAUGUUGUGUCUUUCACCGGAUAAAAGCACGACAAGACCAAAUGCAGGCCAAGGAAAAAAGAAAACAUGGAUCACAUAAUUAGAGGUAAGCACUUUGUGUUCUUUCUUUUAUCUCUUAGCUUGGCAGCAACUACUUCCGGUGCUUCUUCUUCUUGCCAACUGAGCUCUUUCGGGAAGAAGCACUUUGUGCUGAUUCAUGGAGCAUGUCAAGGAGCGUGGACUUGGUACAAGGUGGCAACUCUACUCAAACACUCGGGACACAAUGUCACAGCUCUUGACUUGGGAGCAUCCGGAAUUAACCCGAUCCAGGCACAGCAAUUCCCUUCGCUCUCUGACUACAUUGAACCGUUGAGAAAGCUCAUGGUGUCUCUGCCGCCAGAGGAGAGGGUUAUUCUCGUGGCUCAUAGCAUGGGUGGAGCUGUUAUAUCUAUUUUCAUGGAGAGGUUUCCUGAGAAGAUUGCUGCUGCUGUUUAUGUCACUGGUUUUAUGUCCGGACCUACUCUCAAUUACUCCACUAUUUUUACAGAGAUUAACAAAAAGCUGGAUUAUAUGGACUCUCAGUACAGAUAUGAUGCAGGGCCUAACAAUCCUGCAACGUCCUUCCUCACCGGGCCCAUGGUCUUAGCCUCAAAAUUCUACCAGCUCUCCCCACCUGAGGAUUUAACACUAAGUUUGUCAGUAAUGAGGUUUUCUCCUCUCUAUAAUUAUGAUGUGAUAAAGCUCACCGAGGAGAAAUAUGGGUCGGUUCCAAGAGUAUUCAUCGUGGCGGAACAAGAUCAUGCAAUAGUCUUGGACGUGCAAAAUUUUAUGAUAAAGAACAAUCCACCAAAUGAAGUCAAAGUGAUCAAUGGUUCUGAUCACAUGGUUAUGCUCUGUAGACCGGUGGAGUUGUUUUCCCACCUCCAGGAUAUUGCUGAGAAAUAUUUUUAAUAUUUGUAAAUUUAUUAAUAUUUUUAAUAUUUGUAUUCUUAAUUGGGCCCUUUUUUAAAGCUAGCUCUCGAACAUUUCAUUCUUAUGAAGAUUCCGUCUAUAUAAUCUAA
Molecule: messenger RNA, 1255 nt
Organism: Rosa chinensis
Lineage: Eukaryota; Viridiplantae; Streptophyta; Magnoliopsida; Rosales; Rosaceae
Product: salicylic acid-binding protein 2
Exons: 3
Coding region: 282-1145 (287 amino acids)
Biological process (GO): salicylic acid metabolic process; jasmonic acid metabolic process
Molecular function (GO): methyl indole-3-acetate esterase activity; methyl jasmonate esterase activity; methyl salicylate esterase activity
Source: RefSeq, a predicted model, not a curated record